Messenger RNA from Aspergillus alliaceus, 1591 nucleotides. RefSeq lists its product as uncharacterized. The transcript has 8 exons. Lineage: Eukaryota; Fungi; Ascomycota; Eurotiomycetes; Eurotiales; Aspergillaceae. The record is from RefSeq and is a predicted model, not a curated record. Bases 169 to 1413 code for a protein of 414 amino acids.
UACUAGCUCCGGAAGUUCAUCGCCGGAGGCGGAAGACUUAAAAAUUGGGCUCGGGAUAUAUCAAGACUGCAAAAGUUGUCUCAGUAGCGGUCAAUAUCCAGCACCUGAGUAGAAUACAAUCAAUCUAUCUUUUCUUGCUUUCCACGCCAUCACGAUCUCACUUGCAACAUGACUGCCGCGCCUCCUGCCUACUCGACCGAUGCCCCUCCUUCCUACGAGGAGGUCGUCAGGAAAUUCGAAGGUCUUAUUGGGAACAACCCUACUGCGACCGGGGUCUUCGAGGCGGCAGCGAAUGGCUUGACAAAGGAGGACCUUGAUGUUCUCAUCGCGAACCAUGAGAACCCUCUGAACAGCGAAAGAGAAAAGGCUGAUUUCUCGCGGGGUGUAGCCGAGACUUCCUCGGCAAGCGAGCUUCAAUCCUCUCUUGUAAUCUCCGCCAAAGCAGCAGCUGCCACCGCAGGAAGCGUUCGAGGCAAGUUUGACGGGCUGCAAACCAAGAUUGAACGGAUUGAUCUGCGCUGGGGAACCGAAUGGGCAGGUGAUUUCAAUGGAAUGCAACGGUCAUUUCAGACGGUCAUUAAUGAGAGUCAGGACGUCGCUACGAGGACAUACACCUUUGCAAGGAAGUUCGAUAACCAAGACAUCUUGUACUGCGACGAUAGUAGCAAGCCCAUGGCGGACCGCAAGACAAGAAUCCAAAGCGUCAUUACUGCCGCUGAAGACUUGAAGCAAAAAAAUACAGAUAUUACCUCACGGUUGACUACGGUUGGCUCGAAUUUGAGUACCUUUACCGAUGAGUUUAUUACCUGGGCGAAGGACAAGGAAGGUGAGCUGAGCAGGGAACUGGAGAAAAUCAAAAGAGAGCUUGUCGACCUUCGAGGCACACUCGCUCAAUUGGAGACUGCUGCCGAAGCCGUCAACCAUGCUGCCCAGGGUCUUUUGCCAAUAAUGGAAGGGCUGGCCGCUAUUUACCCCCCAUACGGAACACUUAUCGCACUUGGUGGGCUUCUCAUCGCCGGUGUGCAACUCGCCACGACUACUGCCCUUAUGGUUCGUAUUAGCAGCGUCAAACAAGAGAUUGUCGAAAAGACUGCGAAGCAGGGACAACUGGAGGCCGAUUUGGAACAGGUGCGGGAGGCUAGAGAGGGGGUUGAAGGCAUGGUUUCUGCCAACCUCAGCUCUUUCAGAGGAACCAUUUCAUCCAUGACAAGUACCCCCACUGCUAGUAUCACGGAUGCGAAGCAGAUUUUGCAAUGGCUGGAGAAUGGGGCGCCUGAAGAUGAGCGACCUCCCUAUAUGAGCUUCAAUAUCAAGAAUAGUGCGAAAAGCUACUCAUCAAUGGGCGGCUAUUUGAGGGAGUACGGACGGGGCAUACAACCUUUCUGCACUGUUCAGACACCAAUUCCCGAGUAAAGUCUGCGCACUGUCCUGAGCCCUAAUAUGGUACCUCAGUAUGUAGUACUCCGUACGUACUUCAUAUGUGUCUUCAAGGUUCUUAGUUUGUACAGUCGUUUGUAGCUAGCUAUUCUGCGAACUCUGAGGAUCUCUCUACUGUGCUUAUUAUCAAUUUUAGCAAUCCUACCACGAGUGA